AUGGGCAUGUUUGUUCAUCUUCAUAGCCUUGUUCGGCAAAUUUCCAAAUCGAGUACGGAAGGUGGAAUUUGCGAGGAUCUACUUUUCGGCCACAAUGUAAAACCACAGAGGAAGAUUACGGCGGCAGGAAAUCGUGAUGUCCUCGUUCAGGGAAUCGUCUGGCAACACCGUCCGAGUCACUUCUGUGACCCAAGGAUGUAUGGAGGAGGGUAUCGACUAUCCUGCAUUACGAUGAAGGUGUUGCGAUUUUUGCAGGUAACUUGGGAACUCGAGAGGCCGGUGGUGGUCAAGUUGAAAGCUAGGCCCUAG
This is a messenger RNA of Acaulospora colombiana, 309 nucleotides long. The record is from the annotation of a GenBank genome assembly. NCBI's taxonomy places the organism in Eukaryota, Fungi, Glomeromycota, Glomeromycetes, Diversisporales, Acaulosporaceae.